CUUGUGUUCUCCUUCUAAUCUCUCUCUCUCUCUCUCUCGCACACUUGAUUGGAGCAGAAAACUGUAAACCCUAGCUAUACCCCCUUUCACAUUCCACCACCCUGUGCUGCGUCGCUGAUGCCGAGCUCCUCUCCUGGCUCCGCUUCCCUUUAUGUGCUAUAGCUUGAGGCAUCUGUCUGUAACACUGCCGCAUUCUUCUUCUCCUCCGCACCACCGCUGAGGUUAGGGUUGUCAUUAGCAAGCUGUCCUCCCAAGUCUCCGCCUUGCUUCGUUACUUGAAAUCACGAUAGGAAAAAGAUAUAUUGAUUGCGUUUUACCAUAGAUGAAAUGGUGGUGUGGUUUUCUCUUUCUUUUCAGUAGACAUUUUUGUCCCUUUUUUUUUCUUUUGUACGAGGGCGGGGUAGCGUUGAGGAGCGAAAGCUCCGAACCUCUCAGCCACGCCUAUGUUAAUUUUGACAUAUUGUCCCUUUCCCAGCAGGGCUCAUUUAUGUCGUAAUGUCUGUUUGUGGAGAAGACAGGACGGACUGACUACCCAUAUUUUCAAGUCCCUGUCUUUUGAAGUCUGAACAUAUUUAAAAAGGCUAACCAUGCAAUACUUGGCGGGCUUUGAGGAGAUACUUUCUGUUGUAUUUAGCGUUUAUAAUGAUAUACUGAGCCUUGAGGAGGCUUAUUGUACAUAAUUUUGUUGCUCUCCAGCUACCCCAUUCAUGCUUCGGUUGGAUAAGGCCUAAGUGAAAGUAUAGGCUACUCAAAAAAACUUGAACUAUAAAAUUUACCUGGAAAGAGAUGGAAACUGACCAUUUGGUAGCUUUACCAAGUGGUAUUAAUGAAGAAAAGAUUAGCCAAAGGAAUCAACUGUACUCAUUAGGCGAAAAUGGCGGAGCCAUGGCACCAUCUCCUUGUGGCAGUAUUCUGAGGCUAAGCAAUGCUUGCACGCAAGAAGAUGGCAACUUCCUGGCUUCUGAAAAUGCAGAUAAAAUUAAGAAGAAGGUAUCAAGAAUUAUAGGAUGGGGAUUAAGACGUUUCAGUAAGAUAGUUUGUCAGAAGGUGCAAUCAAAGGGAAGAACAACCUACAAUGAGGUUGCAGAUGAGAUCAUUGCUGAUUUGGCUACACUGAACAAGAGCAGCGAAUUUGAAUUUGAUGAGAAAAAUAUUCGGAGGAGGGUUUAUGAUGCAUUUAAUGUUCUCCUGGCAAUUAAUGUUAUUGCAAAAGACAAGAAGGAAAUACAUUGGAUUGGUUUUCCUAAUACAAGCACCAAAGCAUUAGAAGAUUUGAAGAGAAGGCACAUGAAUGUAACAAAUAGAAUUCAUGAAAAAGCAAAUUAUUUGAGAGAAUUAGAGGCAAAGGCUUUUGACAUCCGAAAGCUUAUCGUUAGGAACCAGCAUAUGCAUUGUUCAGGGAAUGCUUCUUCUGAAGGUGUUGCUCUACCAUUUCUGUUGGUUCAAACUAAUCCAAAGGCCACUGUUGAAAUUGAGAUUUCCCAAGAUAUGCAGUUGGUUCAUUUCGACUUUAAUGGAUCUCCAUUCUCUCUACAUGAUGAAGCUGCCAUUCUGAAAAUGAUGAGAUGUCCCCAAUCAGCUGCAAAGAAUCAGUUUUCUUGCAGUCCUGCUCGUGCUUUGAACAGCAUCAGAGAUGAAAAUGGGAAGCCAAUGAAGCCAGCUUCUUUCUCUUGGAACUCUGAAAGCUUGACCCUAUAAUUGGAAAUUUUAUUUUGUGCGGAUGCCGUCAGGGUCCGGAGAUCAAUCAGAAUGCGUCAUGUCUUUUUUUUUUGCUCGGUACCGUUGCUCGAUACUGCUCGGUAUCGGGUGACAUGGCGCGUUCUGGUUGGUCUCCAAACUGUCUGAUAUCCGCACAUAAUAAUUCCUCCUAUAAUUGCUAUCAAGCAUGGAGAUGUAUUUUGUUGUGAUCUUCAUAUUUACUUAGUCGCUUGAAGGUUUAUGACUUGGCGACUUUGUUUUUUGAUUUCUUUGUAAUUAUGCCAAGGCUUGUCAAUGUAGACUUAACAU
Messenger RNA from Dendrobium catenatum, 2007 nucleotides. Its product is annotated as transcription factor-like protein DPB. Gene Ontology annotation, molecular function: DNA-binding transcription factor activity, RNA polymerase II-specific; RNA polymerase II transcription regulatory region sequence-specific DNA binding. Gene Ontology annotation, biological process: regulation of cell cycle; regulation of transcription by RNA polymerase II. Gene Ontology annotation, cellular component: nucleus; transcription regulator complex. The coding region runs from base 787 to 1698 and encodes 303 amino acids. The transcript has 10 exons. The record is from RefSeq and is a predicted model, not a curated record. Lineage: Eukaryota; Viridiplantae; Streptophyta; Magnoliopsida; Asparagales; Orchidaceae.